Cyprinodon tularosa is the source of this 1355-nucleotide messenger RNA. It is a transcript of the gene sae1, whose product is annotated as SUMO1 activating enzyme subunit 1. Gene Ontology annotation, cellular component: SUMO activating enzyme complex; cytoplasm. Bases 124 to 1161 code for a protein of 345 amino acids. The transcript has 9 exons. The record is from RefSeq and is a predicted model, not a curated record. NCBI's taxonomy places the organism in Eukaryota, Metazoa, Chordata, Actinopteri, Cyprinodontiformes, Cyprinodontidae. Gene Ontology annotation, biological process: protein sumoylation. Gene Ontology annotation, molecular function: SUMO activating enzyme activity.
CACAAUUCAGCGUCCAUUCAGCGGGACUACCGCAGCCUUUUGAACCGUUUGGCCGUGUUGCUACAGAAAGGAGAACACAUUGCAACUUUAUCAAAGCUUUUUUAGGCACCCCGAAUUGCUGAUAUGAUCGAAAAAGAGGACCCGAUUAUCAGUGAGGAGGAAGCGGCGCAGUAUGACCGCCAGAUCCGGUUGUGGGGGCUGGAUGCCCAGAAAAGGCUGCGAGGAUCCCGGGUGCUACUGGCAGGUGUCGGAGGUCUUGGAGCUGAACUGGCUAAAAAUCUGAUCCUUGCUGGAGUGAAAGGACUCACUUUGCUGGAUCAUGAGCAGGUCUCAGAGGAGUCAUGUCGAGCCCAAUUCCUGGUUCCAGUGUCAGCUAAAGGUCAGAAUCGGGCUCAGGCCUCUCUGGAGCGAGCGCAGAACCUCAACCCCAUGGUGGAAGUUCACGCUGACCCAGACAGAGUUGAAGACAAACCAGACGACUUCUUUCUACAGUUUGAUGCGGUGUGUCUGACAGGAUGCUCCAGAGACCUGAUGGUGCGCAUCGACCAACUCUGCUCUCAGCACAACAUCAAGGUCUUCUGUGGUGACGUCUACGGUUACUAUGGUUACAUGUUCUGUAACCUUGGACGGGAGCACAACUAUGUGGAGGAGAAACCCAAAGUGGUAAAACCCUCUUCUGAUUCCAGCGAUGGUCCAGAGGCAAAGAAGGCCAAAAUCGACCCUACUGAGACCACCAUGGUGAAAAAGACGGCCAGUUUCUGCACCCUGAAGGAGGCGCUGGAGGUGGAAUGGAGCAGUGAGAAAGCCAAAGCCAGCCUGAAACGAACACCAGUGGACUACUUCCUGCUUCACGUUCUGUUGAAGUUUCGCACAGACAAAGGCCGCGACCCCGACCCCGAGUCGUGUGCCAACGACAGCCAGCUGCUGAGACAGAUCAGAGACGACGUCCUCGAAGCCAUAGGGCUGAGCAGUGACCACCUUAGUGACGACUUCAUCAGCUACUGCUUCUCAGAAAUGUCUCCGGUUUGCGCCGUUGUGGGUGGAGUUCUCGGGCAGGAGGUGGUCAAGGCUCUCUCCCAACGCGACGCUCCACAUCGUAACUUCUUUUUCUUUGACGGCCGUAAAGGUAACGGAGUGGUUGACUACUUCGGACCAAACUGAUGAUGAGGACCAGAAUCUGACCUGAGGACGGUUUAGGACACAAAGAUGGCUUCUCUUUUUUCCAUCAGAUUAGUCAUCAACAGAAUUCAAACACAAACGAAGUCUGUUGACUUUUACUCUCUUGUCACAGAUGUUGUAGGAUGCCGUGUGUUGUUGUUUUUUUUACACAUGUUAAUAAAAUUAUGUAAACAGAU